AUGGGGGUCCGGGAGCACGAGGGCGAGUGUUGCAGAGUUCCCCAGCAGCGCGACCAGCAGCGAUGGGGGGCGAAGAGCAUCGCGGGCUCCGGGCGGGCGGAGCACAUCGACAUCCAUCAGCUGAGGAGCAGAGUGUCGGAGGAGCACGAGGUCAUCAAGAAGAAGGAGCUGGAGAGCGGCCCGAAGGCUUCGUAUGGCUACGGGGGCAAAUUUGGGACAGAGCGGGACCGAAUGGACAAGUGCGCCGUGGGCCACGAGUACGUCGCCGAUGUCGGGAAGCAUUCCUCACAGACUGAUGCAGCUCAGGGCUUCGGGGGGAAAUACGGCGUGCAGCGGGACCGAGCCGACAAGUCAGCGCUGGGGUUUGAAUACAAGGGAGAAGUGGAGAAGCAUUCAUCCCAGAAAGAUUACUCCAAGGGUUUCGGUGGCCGUUACGGUGUGGAGAGGGACAAAGUGGACAAAGCAGCAGUGGGGUUUGACUACAAGAGCCAGGCAGAGAAGCACGACUCACAGAAAGACUACUCGGUGGGCUUCGGUGGGAAGUUUGGAGUCCAGAGAGAUCGUCAGGACAAGAGUGCUCUGGGCUGGGACCACCAGGAGGAGGUGCAGCCCCACGCAUCCCAGACAGACUAUGCCAGGGGGUUUGGAGGCCGCUAUGGGGUCCAGAAGGACAGGGUGGAUAAGAGUGCUGCUGGCUUUGACGAGAUGGAAGGUCCAACGUCCAGAUAUGAGAAAACACGACCAGUGGAGGCAGCUUCCAGUGGUGCCAGCAGCCUGCGGUCACGGUUUGAGAACAUGGCUAAGUUGGCAGAUGAGGAGAGCAGGAGGCAGGUGGAAGAGGAGCGGGCCAGGCGGCAGGCACGGGAGGACCAGGCGGCACGGCGAAAGCAGGAAAUCCCACAAAGAGAGACGGUCCGCACAGAGCCACCUCCUGCCCCUGUGCCAGCGAGGGUCCCUGCGAGAGCUGAGCCAUGGACCAUGCCACAAGGAAAGCAGGAGGCAAAAGGAGAGGAGGAGGAGGAGGAGGAGACAGCACCUGCGUUGCCCCCAAGGCAAGCAGAUCUGAACGAGGAGGAGGAGCAGCCCAUCUACAGCGAGACUUUUGAGGUCGGCGGAGACUACGAGGAACUGCUGGAGCGCUCCGACAACUGCGACAGCGUCAGUGCAGGCGCUGACUACGAGGAGCUGCCGGCACCCGCGGCAAAGCCGGCUGCCACCUACAGCCUGGGAGAGGAGGAUGAAGGGGAGGACUAUGACGAGGUCAUUCCCGAGGAGCCCAGCCAGAGCCAGCCUGGGGGGGGAAUGGAGAGCAUUUAUGAGAUGGAGAGCCCUGGGAUCUGUGCGGUGGCCCUCUACGAUUACCAAGGAGAUGGAGAUGAUGAGAUUUCCUUUGAUCCCGAUGACACCAUCACACACAUCGAGAUGGUGGAUGAAGGCUGGUGGAGAGGGCAGUGCCAUGGCAAAGUGGGGCUCUUCCCAGCCAACUACGUGAAGCUCCUGCAGUGAGGCCGUGGUCCAACUGCCUCCUUCUGAACCUUCACCUCUCUCUGCUUCAGCCCUUUAUGCAUUAUUAGCUUAAUUUGACUCUGCUUGACGUGGCUGCAUGCAAGGAAUAGCAGUGAACAAACCAGCAGUGUGGGAGGAAAUGUCCAGGAUGUAUUCUGAUUCCCAUCCCAUUGAGAAAGGUGGGAUGGUUCCAGAACUUAUGGGUGUGAAAUGCGAUGCCUUUUCUGUCUGGGUCAUCCCAUGCAUCAACCACAGUGCGUGCAGGAGAACUGUGUCCAUUUCUGUUCCAGCAGGGCAGUGCUCAGGCAGGAACACCAACCGUGAUGUGGUCAGGGCAGGAGGGAGAGCCAUUCGUCACCUCCAUCGGUCAGACCUUUAUCCCAGGGGACAGCAAUUGGAUGAAAGGGGAUGAGCUGACAGUGUGCUGGGGAGGGUCGGGGUGGAGCCUGGGAAGAAGCUGUGCUGCAAAGAGUGUCAGCACUGCACAGCUGCCCAGGGCGGUGGGGAGCCCCCAUCCCUGGGGGUGUUCAGUGACCACGGGGAUGUGGCACUGGGGGACGUGGGCAGUGGGAUGGGCUGGGGUUGGAUUGGGGUUGCAUUGGGGAUCUCAGAGGUCUUUUCCAACCUCAGUGGUUUUGUGGUUCUACCCAUAGGGCUCAGUCCAGCAGUUACAGCCCUUGGUGUGCUGAACUCAGCCCACCCAUUCCCACUGCAGAAAUAGUUAUCUGCAGCUAAUUAGCUCACCUAUCAGUAGGGAUUAAUGAGGAAAGGAGCAAAUUGUUCACGCUGGGUGGAGUUCCCUUACCUGAUGUGUUCCCAUUGCUGGUGCUGUUGGCCAAAUCCUGCUUCCCUGGUGUGAGUUGGUUGCAUCGCUUCGAGGUCUACCUUAGCAGCCUGGUUUGAGCAGAGCUCAUGGCAGCAGCAUCUCUCUGUGCUGCACUGUGCUCCCCCUAUAGCUCAAGCAAUAAACUCUUCUAUACUGA
Molecule: messenger RNA, 2489 nt
Organism: Meleagris gallopavo (turkey)
Lineage: Eukaryota; Metazoa; Chordata; Aves; Galliformes; Phasianidae
Product: hematopoietic lineage cell-specific protein-like
Biological process (GO): regulation of actin filament polymerization; cell migration
Cellular component (GO): site of polarized growth; plasma membrane; cortical actin cytoskeleton
Molecular function (GO): actin filament binding
Source: RefSeq, a predicted model, not a curated record